Messenger RNA from Entelurus aequoreus (snake pipefish), 2202 nucleotides. RefSeq names its product stathmin-4-like. Bases 154 to 720 code for a protein of 188 amino acids. Gene Ontology annotation, biological process: microtubule depolymerization; neuron projection development; regulation of microtubule polymerization or depolymerization. The record is from RefSeq and is a predicted model, not a curated record. Gene Ontology annotation, cellular component: neuron projection; cytoplasm. The transcript is spliced from 6 exons. Gene Ontology annotation, molecular function: tubulin binding. Lineage: Eukaryota; Metazoa; Chordata; Actinopteri; Syngnathiformes; Syngnathidae.
GGAGGCAGCGGUGAUGCUGUUGCCGAUGCUGAGUCCGUGCUGCCAGACGAGGGGAAGCAACGUCGGCGCUCCGACACCAGCGAGACGAGACGCUCAGAGGGGGACUGAGGAGGAUCUUCGGCAUCCUUGGAAAGCAACACGAGCAGCGAGAAGAUGACUCUGGCAGCCUACAAGGAGAAGGUGAGGGAGCUCCCCUUGGUGUCCUUGUUCUGCGCCUGCCUGCGGCCACAGAGCUUGGACAAGGCCUCCUACAAGGCGGAAGAUGCGGUGGACCUGGGUCUGUGCGCCAUGAAGGACGUGGAGGUGAUCGAGCUGAACAAGAGGGCGUCCGGUCAGGCCUUCGAAGUCAUCCUCAAGCCCCCGUCCUUUGACGGCCUGCCGGACCUCAACGCGUCCGUGCUCCAGCGCCGAGACCCCAGCCUGGAGGACAUCCAGAAGAAGCUGGAGGCCGCCGAGGAGCGCAGGAAGUGCCAGGAGGCGGAGCUACUGAAGCACCUGGCGGAGAAGAGGGAGCACGAGCGCGAGGUGAUCCAGAAGGCCUUGGAGGAGAACAACAACUUCAUCAAGCACGCCAAGGAGAAGCUGGAGCAGAAGAUGGAGGCCAACAAGGAGAACAGGGAGGCCCUGCUGGCGGCCAUGUUGGAGAGGCUGCAGGAGAAGGACAAACACGCAGAGGAGGUGCGCAAGAACAAGGAGCUGAAGGAGGAGGCCUGCCGAUAAAGCCCCGCUUCAAAAGAGCCGAAUAGAGAAGGAGGAGAAGGAUUAAAAAGAUGAUUUUGGUUUGUUGUUUUUUUCUCGCGAGAGGAAAAGAGUGCAGGGAAGAAAACACUCAAAGGAAAAUGUCAUAUUAUUUAUUGACGUACAAAACCUACAUCAUUUCUAAUGUUGAAACAAGUUGACUUGUGAUAUUUGGCUGGCGUGUAUUAAGUAAAAUACUUACAGUACAAACACUUGGUAGGGCGCAACAUGACACAUUCAGCUUCAUGGAAAAAGCUACUUCCUGGUUCGACAACAUACCAUAAAUACAGCACUGCCAUCUAAUGUCUUGGAAGUGCAACUGCACUUAUUACAAUUAUUUUUAAAUGUUACAUAAAAAAAAAAAGCAUUUUAUUAUCCAACCAUUAAUAUUUAUUAACACACACAAAGUACCGAAAAUUGGAGCCGUUGAGAAACCGGUAUUGACUACCAGGUAUGGGGAAUUGCUACCGUAUGGGUUCAAAUGUGAACGGUAUCCAUUGACCAAGUGAGUAGUGACAACAUGAAUCGGCAUAGUGAUACGAUACUUCCCAGUGAUAUCAACACCCGGGGCCACUUGAAAAUGUACACAAAGAAAAACCACACUUCCAGGAUAUACUUUGUGAAGUCAGUCCAAAGUUAUAAGUCGACAUAUAUCUGAGUACAAAGAACGACCCCUUUUAUUCUGAAAUUCAAAUGUCUAAACAUUAAAAUCUUUUUAAUGGUUUCAUAAAAUGUAAUAAAAUUUAACAUGACCAAACUUCUCUUAUUAUCAUUUUUUGUAAGGUCAUACAUUUUUACCAUCACGACUACUAUCAAUAUUAUCAUUAUCACUACUAGGGGUGUCCCGAUACAACAUUUUCACUUCCGAUGCGAUACCAAUAUUCGGUCCUGUAUAUUGAUCCAAAACGAUAUCAGCAGGAAUGAUACAUACUCGUAUUAUUUAGUAGUGUGGAAUGUUAGAAAAGGUUUGAUCAGGUGAAAUGAGUCCAUCACAGAACAAUGGUAGCUAUGAAAAACACUAACAUAUUUAUUAUUAAUGGACUUAUGCUGUCUUUAAGUUGAAGUGGAUAGGUCAUUGUGGUUUUCUGGCGACACCUCGGGGUCACAAUAAUUCGUUGGGGUAAGCUCACGACGCAGUAAGUUGAACAGUGCGGACACGUUUGUUACUUGGAGACUUUGUAUGUGUAAGUAAUAUGCAACCAUAAUUAUUUGAUACUUGUUUAUGUUGACAAAUGUCACCUUUUAUUGUUCAAUGAUUAUUACCUACGUCUAGCUUGUGUGCUAUUGUGUGCUUAGCUGUCGUGUAGCUGCCAGCUCCUAGUAGCAGAUAGCCUAGCAUGUUUACCUUUUUGCAAAUGAGUCAAAUAGAAGAAAUUGUGUGUUUAUUGGAAGACGUUUAUUUAUUUAUUUAUUACGGAGCCCCUAAAGGGACAUGGGGGGAAAAAAAUAUUUUUUUUAUUUUUU